GCCAUUUGUGAAUAUUUACAAACCGCCGCACAGUAAACACACAGUUAUUUAUAACUCACAACAUGGAAGAAGAUACACCAAGAUCGUUGAUACGGUCUGUCCUGUCAACAAGAGAUGUUAGUCAAAGUGUCAUGAGGCCGCGUAAGCAGUCUGGCAAGGGCAGUAUGUCUGAGACUGACAAUAGGAGGAAAUCUCGAGGAGAAAAACGGAAGUCCAUGACGUCCAACGACGAGGAAGAAACACCAAGAACUUUGAUAAAUAAGUUCCUGCAAGGUCACCAAACAGUUGUUCAGUCUACAAGGAAAAGGUCAAGGGUCACUUCAGAGAGGACACCAGAAACUUGGGCACAACAGAAGGCUUCUACUAGCAAUGCAAGACGACGUGUCUCCUCUGUACCAGAUUUACGCAGAAGGUCAAUUACAAAUCGGAUGCGCCAAACACCAGGAAAGGACUCAACACCAAGAACAACUAUUCGUGACUUUCUUGAAAAUGCAUCAGAAGAAACACCAUUCCAUCCUCCAGCAAGGCGGCAGUCACCAAGAAAAACUCCACAAAGUUUGCAGAAACAGAUUCAAAGAUCAGCCAUUAAAAACAGAUCCAGGCUUAGUGAGAGUGAUCAUGGUCAGUCAGAUGUGGUUCCUUCUUUGAGGCACACUCCAAAUAUUUCCCGAAAAAAGAAACGCCAGAUUUCCCUGGAUGCUUUUGCUGCAGGAGUACAGACACUAUCACAAAGAGAAAACAGUGAUGAAGAAAUCUCUGAUUCAGCUUUAGGAAGUAUUCAGGAAGAGGAAGAAGAGGAAGAGCAUGAAGCAAUGUACAGAGAUCGGCUCAUGGACAAUAAUAAAAAUGAUAAUGAUGCUGAUGACAUUGAUAAAUUUAAAUCUAACCAAAGGAAACGCACUCCAAAAUCUAAACUAUCCAGGAGUCUGGGUGGCAGGGACAGAAUUCAUGAUUUAGGUGAAAAGAUUGUUGAGGAGGAGGAUGGAAAUGAGGAUCAAGAAGAAAAUGAGGAAGAUGUUGAUGAGGAGCAAGAGAUAGAUGAAAACGAGGUUGAUGAACAAAUUGAGGUAGCAAGUGUUGAUGGGGAGCAAGAGGAUGGAAGCAAAGAUGAUAAACAAAUUGAGGAAGCAGAUGUUGAGGAGCAAGAGGAGGAUGAAAAUGAGGAUGGUGGACAAAAUGAAGAAGAAGGUGUUGAAGAGAGAGAAGCUGAAGAGGAUGGAGUAUUAACUGAUGAUGAUGAAGAUGAAAAUGAGGGAGAUGCAAGUAAAAGAUCAAGACAGGAAAAUGAACAAGAUGAUUAUGAUGAAGAAGAACAAGAUGAAGAGAGUGAAAAUGAGGAGCAAGAAACAUCAUAUAGGUCACGGCAUGCCUCUAACAAAACACUGGGUCCAGAGUACACUCCACUUCACAUCCCAGCCAACAUCCCCCAAAGACCAAGGUCCAUGUCCACUCCCAAAGCCAAGGUCAUGCCCAGUAGCAGGAAAGACGUACGUCCAGCACUAACCAGUGUUAGUCUGGGUGCAGCUGAUAGGAUGGGAAUAGGUAAACCCAACCAGGCAGAAAAAGAAAGAAAAAAGCCAACAAGAAGAACUCCAGCAGAGGGAGGGAAACCAGUUCGUCUCCCCACAGCUCUUACCAAGGGCAUAUUCAGCCAUUUUGCCAAGGGUCGAAUAACAAAAGAUGUUAUUAGGGAAGUGGAGAAAGUUUCAGACCAGUUUUGGGCAAAUCUCUCUGACGAUUUGGCAGCCUAUUCACAGCACGCCAAGAGACAAACCAUAGAAGAGUCAGAUGUUGAACUGCUCAUGAGAAGGCAAGGUUUUGUAACAGACUCCCAGUCCAUGUAUACUCUAGUGGAAAAGUAUCUACCACUGGAAUACAGGCAGGAGAUAAUUCCCAUAGCAAGAUACAACAAUAUAGUGGUGCCAAGGCAGUGACAAUGAUCUAUAGAAUUUUAAAUUACUAAAUAUAAUAUUAUGACAAAAGUUGAUUCAAAAGUUUGUAGUGGAAAAUAUGUUUAAUUUACAUA
Messenger RNA from Lingula anatina, 2026 nucleotides. RefSeq lists its product as uncharacterized. Gene Ontology annotation, molecular function: protein heterodimerization activity; DNA binding. Lineage: Eukaryota; Metazoa; Brachiopoda; Lingulata; Lingulida; Lingulidae. Gene Ontology annotation, cellular component: kinetochore. Gene Ontology annotation, biological process: kinetochore assembly; mitotic cell cycle; chromosome segregation. The record is from RefSeq and is a predicted model, not a curated record.